This is a messenger RNA of Varanus komodoensis (Komodo dragon), 3442 nucleotides long. RefSeq names its product WASP actin nucleation promoting factor (gene WAS). The record is from RefSeq and is a predicted model, not a curated record. Lineage: Eukaryota; Metazoa; Chordata; Lepidosauria; Squamata; Varanidae. Gene Ontology annotation, biological process: regulation of Rho protein signal transduction; actin filament organization. Gene Ontology annotation, molecular function: small GTPase binding; actin binding. Gene Ontology annotation, cellular component: plasma membrane. The coding region runs from base 30 to 1520 and encodes 496 amino acids. The transcript is spliced from 12 exons.
GGUGAAGCUGUGGGGUGGAGAGGGCCGAUAUGAGCCGAAGGUCCAAGCCAGCAGUUCGAGGGCAGCAGCAGAACACACCGUCCUCCCUCCUUGAGGACAAUGAGAACCAGCAAGUGUUCGAACUCUUGGGCAGAAAAUGCACGGCCAUGGUCACGACGGUAGCCCAGCUCUUCCUGGCUUUGCCUCAGGGCAGCAGAAGUUGGUCCAAGCAGGGCUGCGGGGUCCUGUGCUUCGUGAAGGAUAACCCGAAGCGUUCGUACUUCAUCCGCUUCUAUAAUCUUAAGAAUAGCAAAAUGAUCUGGGAACAGGAAUUGUACACCCAGCUAGUCUACACUUCCGCCACCUCCUAUUUCCACACCUUUCCAGGAGAUGAGUGCAAUGUGGGGCUGAACUUCACUGACCAGAAAGAGGCGUGUGACUUUCAGCAAAUGGUGGAAGAGAAGAUUCAGAAGAGGAACCAAAGGAUGGAUAACAGACAACUGCCACCUCCACCACCUCCAGUCAAUGGAGACAGAAGACCAAAUCUCCCACGGUCUCCAUCAUCUGGGGUUGACCUGAAUGGACCCAGUGUGCAGUCAGCCUCCCCCUCAUCUGCUUUGGCUCUGCCAACAGUAGACAUCCAGAAUCCAGACAUCACAUUUUCCCGCUACCGUGGACUCCCUGUUCCUACUGCAGUGGAUAAGAAGAAGGGGAAAAAGAAGAUUUCAAAGGCUGAUAUUGGUGCUCCAAGUGGGUUCAAGCAUAUCCAGCACAUCGGAUGGGACCCCAACAGUGGAUUUGAUGUGAAUAAUUUAGACCCUGAUUUGAAGACUUUCUUCUCCCAGGCGGGAAUUAGUGAAGCUCAACUGACGGAUGCUGAGACUUCAAAGAUUAUCUAUGAUUUCAUUGAAGGCCAAGGGGGACUGGAAGCUGUGAAGGAAGAGCUGAGACGACAGGGUCCAAGUCACCCCCCACCCCCACCUCCCAGUCGUUCAGGCCCUCUUCCACCCUUACCUGGGCAUUCCCGAGGUGGCCCUCCACCACCUGUCCCGGGGCCCCCACAUGCAGGUGCCCCUCCCAUAUCAAGCAGAGGAGCUGUUCCCUCCUCUCCACAGCCCGCCUGGGGAAAUUCCAGCCCCCAGUGGGGACCCCCUCCGCCUGCCUCUCGGCCUGGGACAAAUCGCCCUCCCCCACCCCCAGGUGGAUCGGCCCCUCCGCCCCCUCCCCCACCCCCACCCCCUCCCUUCAUGGGUUCUGCACCAUGCCCCCCUCCCCCUCUUCCCUCUGGGAGGCUUGGCACUCAGGGGACUCCGCCUGCUGCACCCUCCUCGGGCCGUGGUGCCCUGCUUGAUCAGAUACGCCAAGGAAUACAGCUCAACAAGACGCCAGAUGUGUUAGAGUCGCCACCGCCUGCUCAGAACCCUGAAGGCCUGGUUGGGGCUCUUAUGCAUGUGAUGCAGAAGAGGAGCAAGGUCAUUCACUCCUCAGAUGAAGAUGAAGACAAUGGAGAUGAAGACGAAGAUGAUGAGUGGGAUGACUGAAUCCAGAAAAGUUAUGACACAAAGCCUGAUCCUUCUGUCAGCCCGUAGCCAUCUGAAUUACUGUGGGCAUUUAAUCAGACUGCUACUCUGUUGUUGCCUGCCCCCACCCCAGUUUGUGCAGACCUUUCCAAAUGCCAAUAGCUUCAGGGGCAACACUGCUUUAGUUUAGGCAGCAGAGGGUCAUUCAUUUCCCAUCCUCCUUUCCAGCAUCACCUACAGGCCCAAGCAUAAUUCUCAUUCUAUUCCCUUGCCUGUGCACCUGGAUGUCUUUGACAGCCUUAGAAAGUGAGGCUGUAAUCCUACCUCUUCCAAACUCUCAGUCUUUACAAUGCCUCUUGUAAUCCCCUGCUCUAACUUUUUACAGCCAUAUUAUAUUUCACCCAACCCCCUCAUCAUCCUUUUCAUUCCCAGGGCCAUUUAAUAGCAUGUUGUUGUUUUUAAAUGGCUUUCUUUUUGAGGCAAAUUUGCAGGCAUGAAGAUGAUAGGAAUGUAAGCAAAACCUCUCUCUUAUAACCUGUGCAUUGUUAACUCACACUGAAUCUUAGACGUCUGAAUUUUUGCACACCUUUCUAAAGAAUGUUUUCUAUUGCUUUUCAACAUUAGAAGUGGACAAAGGGAGGAAGCAAUCUCUAAAGUUGAAGACAGGUACACAUAUAAACCUUCAAACAUGGCAGAAUGGUUUGAUCAUAGCAUGACUAAAAGAGCAAAUGCCACAUUUGAUCCUAAAGGUUCUAACCUUUAAAAAAAGUAUUAUUGCAGAGUUACGUAUUGGAAACAAAAGCAUUUUCAGUGGCUUGGAUUCUAAAUUGCAUUCAUAGAUUUCUGCUAACUCUCUCCUUGAUCCCACUCCAUUUCCAAUGGCCUGGAGCACCCAGGAGCAGAGUUUUGGAGGGCAUAGUAUGCUGUAGACUGAGGAAAGGGGAGAGUGGGAAAACCCCAUUCUGUGAAGUGUUCAGGGAAGGGAGACUUGGCUUGGAUCCUAAAAUGCCAACUUGACAAAAAUAAAAUAUAAACUAAAAAUAAUUUGGAAGAUCACAGCACAAAUAAAUACCUAUGCCACUUAAUAUGAAGUAAGUGGAAAUUAUUCAGCCAACUAGCUCUACACAGGAAAUCCCGUUUCCACCCUUGGUAUUUUUGUACUCUUGAUAACAGUUUAGCAACAUUUUUUUUUUUUUAGCUCCAGCACAUGUACAACCGUAAUCUUUCAGGUUUAGAGACAUGCUACAUUUCUACUUCUAGCUCAUAAUUGUGUGCAUAUCCUGAUAAUAUAACUACAUUACAAAUUUAUAUUGGUUUUGUACCAGUUUAAGUGGUAUGGGUUCCCACACACGCACUGCCAUUAGCCCCGAAUAAAGUUAGAGAUUUUUCUUUUCCAGAACUACAACUGUGAGAAUGUUUUGGUCAAGAUUACAGCUGGGGUGAGAAGCAUUGAAUUUUCCUUCUCUGAAUGCUGCAGUCUCAAUAAAAAUUGUGAGGAGCUGGCAAACUUUUUUUUUUUUUAAAGAAGAACAGUCCUGACAUGCUUCCUAAUAAUAACAUUUUUGCAUCCUGUUUUGUUUCUCUCACAAUUUCCCUGACCUUUUUUCUUUAGACAAUCUCUCACUGUUGCCUUUACUGGCUAAGGAAUUGGCAUGAUGAGAAUUGCCAUCCAGCAAUACCUGAAGGGCUACAAGUGGCCCAUCCCUGGCUUAAAUCCUUCUCUCUGCAUAUUGGCUCAACUGCUAUCAAGUUCACUGUGUAAGCUCAUUAAACAGGUGUGUUGUCCUUUAAAUGUCAUUCUCUCCUCAGUCACAAAUGGACUUUUGUUCUUGUGCAUACUUUUUCCUGAGCAUGGGCACCUGCAGGAAUUUUCCCAGCUGUGUGUGUGUACAUCUGCAUGCAUGGAGACUUUGCAAAAAUACAGUGCUAUAUGAUUAUGUCAA